Nematolebias whitei (Rio pearlfish) is the source of this 924-nucleotide messenger RNA. It is a transcript of the gene prmt1, whose product is annotated as protein arginine methyltransferase 1. Gene Ontology annotation, molecular function: protein-arginine N-methyltransferase activity. Lineage: Eukaryota; Metazoa; Chordata; Actinopteri; Cyprinodontiformes; Rivulidae. Gene Ontology annotation, cellular component: nucleus. The record is from RefSeq and is a predicted model, not a curated record.
CGUCGAGAAGAAGACGACGAAGAAGAAGACAAGGCGAGGGAAGACGAAGACGCAGAUAGUCACAGCGCAGACAGAACAUGGAAAUGGCCGCGCCAGCUGAAAGGAUGGAGGUUUCUCAGGGGGAGAGCUCAGUUAAGCCUGCAGCUGAAGACAUGACAUCCAAAGACUACUACUUUGACUCCUACGCCCACUUUGGAAUCCACGAGGAGAUGCUGAAAGAUGAAGUUCGCACUUUGACUUACCGUAACUCCAUGUUCCACAACAAGCACCUUUUCAAAGAUAAGGUGGUUCUGGAUGUGGGCAGCGGGACGGGCAUCCUCUGCAUGUUUGCUGCCAAAGCAGGUGCCAAGAAAGUCAUCGGGAUCGAGUGCAGCAGCAUCUCAGAUUACGCUGUGAAAAUCGUGAAAGCCAACAACCUAGAUGAUGUUGUGACUAUCAUUAAGGGGAAGGUGGAGGAGGUGGAGCUGCCAGUGGACGGAGUGGAUAUCAUCAUCUCUGAGUGGAUGGGCUACUGUCUCUUCUACGAGUCCAUGCUGAAUACAGUCAUCUACGCCCGGGACAAAUGGCUGAAACCAGACGGCCUCAUUUUUCCAGACAGAGCGACUCUGUACGUGACUGCCAUUGAAGACCGGCAGUACAAGGACUACAAGAUCCACUGGUGGGAGAACGUUUAUGGCUUCGACAUGUCCUGCAUCAAGGAGGUGGCCAUAAAGGAGCCCCUGGUGGAUGUGGUGGAUCCCAAACAGUUGGUGUCAAACUCCUGCCUCAUCAGGGAGGUGGACAUCUACACGGUGAAGGUGGAGGACCUGACCUUCACCUCUCCGUUCUGCCUGCAGGUUAAGAGGAACGAUUACAUCCACGCCCUGGUCACCUACUUCAACAUCGAGUUCACUCGCUGUCACAAGAGGAUCGGCUUCUCCACCA